CUCGUGCCCCUCCUAACGCACUGAGAUGCUGCUGCAACCUCACACAUUUUUCGGACAGCCGCUGCAGAUCUGCCCACAGCCUAGCAGUGUCUUUGUAGAAACCACCCUCGAAAACUUUUCAGCAUCAUUCAGUUUGGAUCGGACAGAACACAACAGAACAGACGGCUCCGUCUGAGACCAGCAGGCAGGACUCGGGUGAAACGGUGCCAGAACUCGCGGUGUGUGUUUGGUGAAGCUGCGGGACGAUGAGACGUCAAAGUGUUAGGAAACUUCUGCAGUUCAUUGUAUUUUUCCUUCCACAUGCAGUGUGCGCACAAACAGUGCUCCCUCCAGAGUGUGCACCGGGAGGCCAUUCGGUCCUCCAGAACCCCUACCGCAGCACCACCUUCAGCUCCAGCUGGCUGCAGCAGUCAGCCCUGCAGGACUACAUCUGUGACCACUCCCUCACUCCAGGGUGGUACCAGUUUCAGCUUUUUGACAAGCCUGCCAGCAUGCCAACCCAGUGUGUGGAGGUGAACCACUGUGGUACUCAGGCCCCGGUGUGGCUGUCGCUGGGUGAGGAUGAAUCUCUUCCAGGGUCACUAGAGGUUCGGCAACUGACGGCCUGUGCUGUGUGGCAGUUCUUUCCAAGCAGCACCAAAGAGUGCUGCAUGUUCCACAUCCCAGUCACUGUCCGCAACUGUGGAGACUUCUAUGUUUACCUGCUGCAGCCCACACAGGGAUGCAUGGGUUACUGCGCUCAGGAGAUGUCAAGCACUCUGUUUGUGACCUGUGACCCUGAUGAAGUGAACAUCGAUGGAAGCUGUCAAACAAGGAAGCCCCCUCCUCCAUCUGUACCAGUGAUUGUGUCAGAGGUGACAAGAAACACAGUCCAGCUGAAGUGCAGCUUUGAGAGCAGCUCCAAUAGUUCCCUGGGUUACGUGGUGACCUGGUCCCGCCUCUCGCUUCAGGGUAGGAAGGAGGAGCUCAAACAGGAGACCACCAUCCAGACUUCAGCCCUCAUCGAGCUUGAUGGUUUUAACCUCCGUCUGGGGGACAAGAUUUAUUGUGCCGGCUCCAGUUUCUUCUUGGACUCACCAGCUACUCGUAGUGCUGCAGUGGAAAGUCAGGAGUUCUUUGCUGGGAUUAGGUUAAGACCAGAGGUGAGAAGUGUGUCUGAGGAUGGGAGGCUGUAUGAGCUGGUGCUUGAGAGCACAGUUCCUGUCCCAUGUUUGGGACCAUUCUCCUCUAUAGGGCAGUGCACUCUGAGCCUGCAACUCAGUACAGACAGUCUAGAGGAUGAUGUGUUGGGUGCAGAUCUGUCUCUUUCCUCCUGUGUGGUGGACCUGACCCAAGCUCGCUGUAGGUACGGGGUCUGUAGCUCGGCUCUGGUCCACUUCAGUCCUGUUACUGACUUUAUUUUGGAUGGAAACAGGACGACACACAUUUCAGUCAAACCCAUUGUCACAGACAACUUUCUGUGGAAUGGAUACUCACCAGAGCCAGUUCAGAUAGUAGUGAAGGACAUCCUGCCUGCUUACUGCUACUCCUUCACAGAUCCUCACAUAAUCACCUUUGAUGGAAGGCAGUAUGAGAACUACCAGAUAGGCACCUUUGUUCUGUAUAAGAGCAGUCUGUGGCCAUUUGAGGUCCACGUUCGUCAGUGGGAGUGUGGCAGCGUGGAACAUGCCGCCUCCUGUGUGUGUGGCUUUGUGGCGAGGGAUGGCGGUGAUAUUGUUGCUUUUGACAUGUGCAAUGGGGAACUGGGUGAAGCCAAGCCUCAGCUGUCAAUCAAGAACAGGGACCUAAACAAGAGUGGCAUCCGCAUCACUGAGUCCUACCAGGGACGCAAAGUCACUUUGAGCUUCUCUUCUGGAGCGUUUGUCCGGGCUGAUGUCUCUGACUGGGGAAUGAGUCUGACAGUGAGGGCCCCAGGUUCAGACUGGGGCCACACUGAGGGCCUCUGUGGGACGUACGAUGGCCAAUUAAAUAACGAAUUCCAUUCAGCAGGAGGCACCGCACUGUCUGAUCUGCACACCUUUAUUUCAGAAUGGAGGCUUCCUCCAGGUGGUAGUCUGUUUGACACUGUACCGUCGUCUUCAAGUACAUUUACACCCAGCAAGUUCUGUAACUGUCAGGCAAAACCUCGUCUCAUGUCGUCCAGAGCCAGAUCUCAACUGGUCUCAACCUCCGAGUCCACCUGCUCCCAUUAUGGUAAUGUACAUGUCUCCACUGUCAUCCCCACUCUGGAUGUCACAGCAGAGUACAUUGGCUCAGUGGAAUUGCUCACUGGUGACAGCAGUGAAAAACAGAAACUUCCACAACAAAACUCACAAGACCAAAGUCAGCACCAGAGCAGGGGCAGACGCCAGCCACAUAGAUCUGUUUCUAACUACCAAAGCCUCAGUCAGGCGGAUUUGGAGGGAUUUGCCUACUUCUUCCCAGAGGACCAUGAACCAGCUGCUCAGCCGGACUCUUCACCUUCAUGGCCCACACCCUCUGGUCUGACUGAGGAGCAGGCCAGGGCUCAGUGCCAGCAGGCCGUGGCCAACUCCAGCAUUGCAUUAGGUUGUGCCCAACUGCUAAAAGAGUCUUUAGUUAGCCGCGCAGUGAGCAUGUGUGUUUACGACCUGCAGCUGAAGGAUGAGCUGUCAUGGCUGAAUGCAACAGUACCCCUGCUGGAGAAUGAAUGUGAGAGGAGGAUGCUGGAGCAGAGGAGAAGAGAAGAAGAAUACCAGGAUGUUCUGUCCACGCUCAGGUGUCCCGAUCUCUGUAAUGGCAACGGCCAGUGCUCAGAGUGGGGUUGUGUGUGCUUCCCAGGAUUCGGGUCCUAUGACUGCAGCAUUCUGUCUGACCAGAUCCCAGAGAUCACUGAGUUGGAGAAAGAGGGUCUUUGUGACAUCCGACAAAGGGACUGUUCCACCAUCCAGAUCUAUGGCCAAGGUUUCAAGGAUUCCUACAAGCUCAAGUGUGAGUUUGUUAGAGAAAAGUUUGUGGAAGAGGAGUGGGUUCUGGAUGAGCCCCAGUUUGUCCUGGCCACCUUCCUGGAUGAGAUGGCUCUGGAGUGCCAGCUCCCACUGGAGGAUGGCCAGGCUCCUGCAGGCCCCAAUCGGGUAACAGUGGCAAGCAGACCACUGGCCCGCUGGCAGAUCAAAGUUUCCAAUGAUGGCUACAGCUACAGUAAUGCCAAGAUACUGACAUUGUUUGAUGGUGCCUGCCAGAUCUGCAGCCUCAACGCUGAAGUCCUCUGCACCCUCAGGGAUAACACCUGCAACAUUGAUGGUCAGUGUUACAGCAACAACGAGACCAAUCCCAGCAGCCCUUGCCUCACAUGUCGUCCAGAUACCUCCAAACACACAUGGUCCAUAGCAGAGGAGAACAAACCUCCAGUUCUCCAGUCAUUGCCAUUCUCUCUACGAUCUUUCCAUGGAGAGGAUUUCAUGUACCAGCUUCAGGCUCAGGACCCUGAGGGCUCAGAUGUGCUCUUCAGGCUUGAAUCAGGCCCAGAAGAUGCAUCUGUGUCUCCAGCCGGACUGCUCAUGUGGAAGGCCACCUCUGAAACUAGCAAUACACACACUUUUCAGAUUACUGUGUCUGACGACUGUAAUGCUGAGACCAGAGCUUCAGUACAGGUCUCUGUGCAGGCCUGUGAAUGUCUGAACAGUGCAUCCUGUGUAUCCAGUGUCCAUGUCCCUGCUGGCAGCGGCUCAUACCGGUGUGUGUGUCCUGAUGGGUUUGCAGGGGAGAGGUGUGAGGUGGACAUUGAUGACUGUAAACCCAACCCCUGCAGACUGGGUCGCUGUAUUGAUGGGCCCAAUUCUUUCUCCUGCAUCUGCCCUCCUGGAAUGACAGGCCAUUCCUGUAGAGAAGAUAUAGAUGAGUGCACCUCUCAGCCAUGUUUCCAUGGAGUAGCCUGUAACAACACACUGGGCUCCUUCAUCUGUGGAUCUUGUCCACAGGGCUACAGUGGAGAUGGCAAAAACUGCACAUCCAGAGUACAGGUUUCAGUGAGACCCAGACUCUCAGGUGUCUCCCCAUGCUCUAGAAGGCCGUGCCACCCUGGGGUGCAGUGUUUUGAGAGCAGUCACAUUGCAGCAGGUUUUGUCUGUGGACCGUGCCCCCCUGGUCUCCACGGAGACGGACGCACAUGCACAUCAAUAGGCCAGGGGACAGUCAUCAGUGGAGUAGAAGGGCAAAUACAUGUCACCAAAUCAAAUUCCGUAAAGGAAAUAGCAUCCACAUCCACAUCAGCUAGAAGACCCCCUGACAGGAAGACAAGUCCUGUAACUGUGAGCUCCAGCAGUAGGAUGAUGUCAUCUACUGACAGGAAGUCCACUGCAGCCCCCACUGUCCAACGAAGCCAGCCCAGUGGGGUAGAGCUCAACCCUGACCUCACCACAGGGGUCAGACGGGGUUCACCGCAGCGCCAUGUGACCUGUGCUGAUGCUCCUUGUUUUCCUGGUGUUCCCUGUGAGCCCACGGUCACUGGAGCAUUCCAGUGUGGACGCUGCCCUUAUGGUUACGCAGGAGAUGGAGUCACAUGUAAAGCUAUCUGCAGGUAUCAGUGUGGGCGAAACAUGGAAUGCACACUUCCUAACACCUGCACCUGUAAAGAAGGAUACACUGGAUACAAGUGUCAUAUAGCGGUGUGUCGACCUGACUGCAAGAACCAGGGAAAGUGUGUGAGACCUAAUGUGUGUGAGUGUCCUGUGGGUUACAGGGGACACACCUGUGAGGAAGCAAGCUGCGAGCCGCCAUGUCAACACGGAGGCACCUGUCUGGCCAGAAACCUGUGUACCUGCCCCUAUGGCUACGUGGGGCCGCGAUGUGAAAUAAUGGUGUGUAACAGGCACUGUGAAAAUGGAGGGGAGUGUGUUUCUCCUGACGUGUGUAAAUGCAAACCAGGCUGGUAUGGGCCAACAUGUAACUCAGCUGUCUGUAACCCUGUGUGCCUGAAUGGAGGAACAUGCAUAAAACCAAACAUCUGUGCCUGCCCCAGUGGAUUCUAUGGCUCCCGGUGUCAGAUUGCUGUGUGCAGUCCUCCCUGUAAGAACAGAGGUCAGUGUAUGAGGAACAAUGUUUGCUCCUGCCCUGAAGGCUACACAGGAAAACGAUGUCAGAAGAGUGUGUGUGAGCCCAUGUGCAUGAACAAAGGCAAGUGUGUGGGUCCCAACGCAUGUUCCUGUGCAUCCGGGUGGAGGGGCAAGAGGUGCAACAUACCUGUGUGUCUGCAAAAAUGUAAGAAUGGAGGUGAGUGUGUAGGUCCGAACACCUGCCACUGUCCAGUCGGCUGGGAGGGACUUCAGUGUCAGACACCGUUGUGUAAACAGCAGUGUCUGAACGGAGGCCGCUGUGUGCUGCCAGACUAUUGCCACUGUCGAAAAGGCUACAAAGGCCUCACCUGUGCAUUAAAGGCUUCACAAGCAUGAUAGAAGACAAAUUACACAUGGAAGAGAGAACUGCACAAGAACAGGAGCUGUGUGACAAGAGUGUGUGUUGAUGGAUUUAUGUAAUUGUUUGAAUGAAUGGCAAUGUUUGUGCACAUUUGAAUGAGAGGGAUUGGAUGUAUUGGAUUUGUUUUUGUUCUUGUAUGUCACUACCUCAGAGCUUUCAUUAACACCUUUCUGUUAAAUGCAUUAGCACAGGGCUUACACAGAAACAUAAUAGCUAGUGUUACAGCAUAGUUUGAUGCACAAAAGUACAUCACAAUCAGCAUCAAUGGCAAAUGAAUCAAAUAUGAUUCAUUACGAAGAUGUAGGGUUUUUAACUACAAGAUAUACACCAGUAACGUGUUUAAAACUGAAGACAUGGGAAUGAAUAUGCAUUUUUCUUUAUUUCUUUUAAUAUAUUGUUUGCUUAAGCCUGUUUUAGUUUGUUUCCUAUUUACACAGAUAGCAAAUAUACGAAUUACCACCUUAAAUGGAGUCGACUGUCUCACUUGUGAUGUUGAGAAAUUUUAUCAGUGUUACACUGCUCUAGUCUCUACAGUUGGUUGUAGGAACCCAAGUGAAAUUUAUUAAGCCUACACUGUACAAGUUAGCUAAAUGUUACUUAAUGGGUCAAUAUCAUUAAGUGUCUUUCAGACUACAACAUAUGCAAAAAAAAAAAAAAACAACUUGAGAUUUUCCACUUCACUUUAUGUUCAAUGUGCAACUGUAGGCUGUUAGAAAUGCAUGUUGGUCAAGCUCCCACAUUUUAAAAUAAUUUUUUUGCAAGCAGACCACAAAAUAUGAAACACAUAUGUCCACCCUGUCACCAACAAAUACAUGUAAAAAUAAGUGACAGGGUGGCCAGUUUCGGCUAAAGUUAGCAUUUAAUGACCACAUGUUGAACUUUAAGUUGGCAAACUAGGUCAUCUUUGAAGAGGACUGUGUAAUGUUCAACAAAUAUAUUUUAAAUUUCUGAAAGGUUUUAUUUUAAACCAUAUUUUGUGGUGAAAGGAUGGACAUGCUAAGCUUGACCACAUGGUCAACAAGUGGUCAAGCUUAGAUGCUUAGAUCAAAUAAGCUUUUCCAACUCAGCGACACACCUGCUGAGGAAAAAACUCUGGUCAUUGGCAGCUCUAUUGUACGGAAUGUUAAGUUAGAGACACCACUGAUCAUAGUUAAAUGCAUUCCGAGGGCCAGAGCAGGCAACAAUGAGUCAUAUUUAAAACUGCUGGCUAAGGAUAAAUGUAAAAUAGUAAUAGGCGCCGUAAACUACCAGUACCAACCCUACGGGGCAAGAGAAAGACCAAAAAAGUGCUACCGAAACAGGAGUUUAAGAUAAAACUGUGGUGUUAUAGUGCCAUCUACUGGCGUAACAUGUACACUACCUUACACCCACCCCCUCUUUAACUGAUGGUGUCCCAGUCAUCAGAACAAAUGAAAUAAAGCAAGAACCAACUACUAAACAUAAACAAAGAAAACAGUCAAAAUAAAUGUGUGAUGAAGGAAUGACUGUGACGUGCAGUGAUGUGUGA
Molecule: messenger RNA, 6940 nt
Organism: Sphaeramia orbicularis (orbiculate cardinalfish)
Lineage: Eukaryota; Metazoa; Chordata; Actinopteri; Kurtiformes; Apogonidae
Gene: vwde
Product: von Willebrand factor D and EGF domains
Exons: 31
Coding region: 246-5408 (1720 amino acids)
Biological process (GO): anatomical structure development
Cellular component (GO): extracellular region; cell surface
Molecular function (GO): calcium ion binding; signaling receptor binding
Source: RefSeq, a predicted model, not a curated record